AUGUCCGAUCUAAAUUCGAUCGUGGACACGGAAAUCACGUGGGAUAUGGUGGAACAUGAUAUACAGCUUCAGUACAAGACGUCCGCCAAGACCGGCCCGAAGCGUUCAGCUGUACACCUCGGAGAUCACAACGGAUACAUCUCAAAGUGCGCACUAAUCACAUUUGACUGGACGAAUGACCAAGAAAAGCUUCCCCGUCAGGGCAUUGUGAAGAUCGUUUUCAAAGAUAAAAAUACAACAGCUAUGCGAUAUCUAAUGGCGCCUCACGAUGACGCGGCGCUGCAAGCGGGAAUUCUGAACGACACCGAGCUACAAGUCUUUCAAGCCAUGACUGAUCUGGGCAAAACGCCCGAAAUUCCGCUUCCACGCUUUGUCUCUGGACGACCUUAUGGGGUGGAUGGCCUUUCAGCAGGGUAUCUAAUCGUCGAGAAAAUUGAUGAUUUUCACAAUGUACACAUCUACGAAGACUUGGAGGAAAGCUCCGCUCUAGCUGGCGUGAAAGUUUUGGCAGAGAUGACGGUUUUUUCCCUGAACAAUCCGGAAGCCGUGCGAAAAUUGGCCGAGAACCAGACGUUCGAGAUUAAUUUUGGGGAUUUUGCUUCGAGAGCGAAAAUCGAGCGCGGCAUCGGUGCGAUGGCUGAAAAAUAUAAAGACAAAUAUGAAGAGAUCCAAUCUUUGAAAGCUGUAACUCAUUGUUUUGAUACGAUCGAGAAGCUGGGGGAGACGAUGACCAAAAAUAUUCGGGCUCUCCUCCUUGUUCAUGGUGAUAUGUGGCCGGGAAAUAUUCUAUGGUCCAAAGGAGCAGAUGGAAAUUUGGACGUGAAGCUGGUGGUCGAUUGGCAGCUUGCCCAUAUCGGAAAUCCUUGUGAGGAUUUGGUGCGAUUUCUAGCGAAAGGGUUGAGUGGAAAAGAAUAUGCGGCUCGGCGGGAUUUCUAUUUGAAAGCGUUUUAUGAUCAAGUGGCUGCUGGAGUAAAUAAAGCAGUGUUGCCUUGGAAAGAUCUAAAUGAGUUCAUCGCCGAGUACGAACGUAUCUUCCCUAUCAUAUUCUUGAUCUGGCUCCCGCCCUUCAUUUUGUUAGUUACUGACGAGCAGAUCAGAGGAAAGGGACCCAACGCGGAGCAGCGGCUGCUAAAUUUCCGGGCGAAAUUCCGGGGUAUGGUCGACGAAGCGGUGCGAUGCAUGAAAAGGAGAUAC
This is a messenger RNA of Mesorhabditis spiculigera, 1194 nucleotides long. NCBI's taxonomy places the organism in Eukaryota, Metazoa, Nematoda, Chromadorea, Rhabditida, Rhabditidae. The record is from the annotation of a GenBank genome assembly.